Messenger RNA from Mytilus trossulus (common blue mussel), 6120 nucleotides. RefSeq names its product receptor-type tyrosine-protein phosphatase N2-like. NCBI's taxonomy places the organism in Eukaryota, Metazoa, Mollusca, Bivalvia, Mytilida, Mytilidae. The transcript has 21 exons. The record is from RefSeq and is a predicted model, not a curated record. Bases 153 to 2954 code for a protein of 933 amino acids. Gene Ontology annotation, molecular function: protein tyrosine phosphatase activity. Gene Ontology annotation, cellular component: secretory granule; synapse. Gene Ontology annotation, biological process: protein dephosphorylation; regulation of secretion.
CCAUUUUGAAUAGAAAAGCAGAAAGGUUCGGAGUUCGGAAUACAAACAGAGAUGUCAUCGUAUUAUUUAACAUACUAACAUGGAUUAAUUUCAUUCUAACUCUUUACUAAUAUUUAUCAUAGCAUGGGGAUAUUAUAGGCGGCUGAUAAACUAUGCCGUCGGUGCUUUUUUGUUCUAUUUUCCUCGUGGUGGCGGUUGGUCGAGGUUGUUGUUUUGGUGCCCCUCUAGAAAAUCCGUUUCCUUUGGGAACGGUUGGUUGUUUAUUCACAAGACAUCUUUGCAGUACAGAAGAAGAAUGUAUAGAUGAUUUAUUGUUUGGGAACUGUCAGAAAGGAAACAGUUUGAAAGACUACUAUCGUUAUCAACUUAGUCCACAAUACUUAGAAGCCCUAGAGGCCAGAACAUGGGGACUUGUAGACAAGGGGUAUUCAUGGAAAGACCCGUAUACUCAGUGUACGCUACAGAGUGCUCUGUAUGCAUUCCGUCAUCACCAGUCUCCACGUUACAGCAUCUGUGAUGAGUCAGAGACGGAGAGUAAAUCCGAAAAUGUGGAGAGUGAAAUCUCCGCUGUUUUAGAAAAACUUUUUGAACAAUAUUAUGAUGAGUACAAACGUCCUUCGUCUAUACCACAUAGUAAUUUAGGUUUUCCAAGUAAAAGAGAUGAUGAAAUAGUUUAUGUACACAAGUAUUUUGACAAAUCACCUAAACCUUACACUAAAAAAAAUUACUGGUCAAAUUCUAACUACCUCGGAGACAAAAAUGACGUUUAUUAUGAAGACACUCCAGACUCCAGAAUAAGUUUACAAGAUGUCAAAAAUUUGCAACAGUAUUUUCAAGAUUUAGAUGAUUUACAACAAGAGAAAGACGAUAAAUUUUAUACUCCUGAGACAGAAUCUACAUACAACACACAUAACUUGAUCUACGGAGAUGAACUGGGACAGUCUAGUGAAGAAGAUGAUACUAGUGGUGUGUUCAGUGACCUGCCAGAAAAAUACAAAACUAUCCUACAAAGAUUAUUAUCAGGGGAAAUUGGACCGGACAGUUUGACAGAUGAACAGCUGAAUUUCUUAGCAUCUUAUGUCAACUCUCGGCUUAAAGAAUUUGGAGUUUUAGGGAAAACAGACGUGUCAGACAGCCAAGACAAAUCCCUUGAAAGUACAGAAUUUGUCCCAGAGCAGUCAGAGGAAUCCAGACAGGAAGAUGUUAAGAACCUUCAGAUGGCCAUGGAAUCUGCUAUGCAGUCAGCUAAGCAACCUCAGUUAUCUGAGGACAGUCAGACACAACAAGGCGAAGACCAAAUUAAAGAAAUGCUGCUUAAUGAAGAUGAAAGAACCAAGAAGGUCUUGGGAAUUCCAGUUGCUGGUCCAUCCAUGAAGAAGAGUCUCCCCAUGGAUGGUGAUGAAAUCAGAGAAGAUAGCAAUAUAGGUCAACCACUAUUUAGGACAGAUGAAAUGUUCAUGAAGGUGUCUCAACAGUUAGAUACCUAUGAUAUCACAAAGUUAGUGUUGGCUAUCUCCAAUGUUACCAAUGUAUCACCUGAACCAGAAACAGCAUUUAAGGAUAUCAGAGAAGAUAAAAGUAGAAUAUGGUGGAAGGUUGAUCCUGACUACACCAAUGGUAGAGAUGCUGAGGCUGUAGUUAAGGAAGCUGCACCAAAGAAAGAUGAGAUCUUGUCAAGAAGUGGACUAACUGGUGUAGAGAUAUUACAGAUUGGUCUUGGCAAUGGGAACCAGGAUGAGCUGAACGUAAAAGAUGAUCGCUAUUUUGUCCUCACCUUCGUGUUAUGUGGAUGUAUUGCUGGCAUACUAUUGGCUGUUGUCGUCAUUUACCUGAUUCGACGUCACUCACGUUCAAAAGAAAAGUUAGCCCAGCUUGCAACUGUAUCUGAAGGGACAGAAGCUUCAAAGGACUAUCAGGACCUAUGCCGCCAGCGUAUGCAGAGUAAGUCAUCAGAGAAGCCUGAGCCACUCCAUGCAGCCUCCAGAAUCGGCAGUGUGUCAGAGACCCAGGUCAGAAGUCCAUCAAGUCGAAGUAGUACAUCAUCCUGGAGUGAGGAACCGGUCACCUCCAACAUGGACAUCUCUACAGGACACAUUGUUUUGUCUUACAUGGAGGACCAUUUGAAGAACAAGGACAGACUGGAUAGAGAGUGGGAGGCUUUGUGUUCCUAUGAAGCUGACCCAGCCAGUACAAAAGUGGCGAGUGACUCAGCCAACUCAAGAAAAAAUAGAUACAGUGAUAUAUUACCAUAUGACCACUCCAGAGUAGUUCUGUCUAAUGCCAGUAAUAUCACCAGCUCUGACUAUGUCAAUGCUAGCAGUAUUACUGACCAUGAUCCUAGAAAUCCAGCCUAUAUUGCUACACAGGGACCCCUGCCUCAUACAGUGGCAGAUUUCUGGCAGAUGGUAUGGGAACAAGGAAGUGUGAUUAUUGUGAUGUUAUCAAAAUUAACUGAGAAUGGUGAAGCUAUGUGCCAUCGAUACUGGCCAGAGGAAGGCAGUGACUUGUAUCAUAUAUAUGAGGUUCAUCUGGUGUCAGAACAUAUUUGGUGUGAUGACUAUCUGGUUCGUAGUUUCUACCUUAAGAAUCUACAAACUAAUGAAACAAGGACAGUAACCCAGUUCCAUUUCCUGACCUGGCCAGAUAUGGGCGUGCCCAGUUCAAUUAAAGCUCUCUUGGAUUUUAGAAGAAAAGUAAACAAGUCUUACAGAGGCCGUUCCUGUCCUGUUGUAGUACAUUGCAGUGAUGGAUGUGGUAGGACUGGUACCUACUGUCUGGUAGAUAUGGUACUUAAUAGGAUGGCUAAAGGAGCCAAAGAGAUUGAUAUUGCUGCUACACUGGAACAUAUCAGGGAUCAAAGGAUGAACACUGUCAAAACUAAGGAACAAUUCCAGUUUGCAUUGGCAGCAGUAGCUGAGGAAGUCCAUGCCAUAUUAAAGGCACUCCCACAGUGAAGACCUCUCUUCAAUCUGAUUGGUUGAAAAAUUGAUAUUAUAUGUACUGAAAUUACAUAUAACAUUUUGGGUGUGAAUCUCAUGUUGUUUAGUGUCAAAUCAGAAUAAACAUUUUCUCAAAUAAAAUCUUACAGAAUCUUUAUUCUGAGCUUUAAAACUAAAGUUCUGCUAAUUUUGUAUACCAUUUACAAAUUUAAUUUAUUUAUGUCAUUUUUAUUUAUAUUUUAAGGAGUGCCUAGGAAAGUAAAGGUCAAGUUUUAUGAUUUUUAUAUGUUAUAUAUAUAUAUUGUAAUGAAGCUAUAUAUGGGUUACAAUUUACUCUGGCAACAGCAGUCAAGAGUUUUCGGGACUACUAAUGGUUUUAGAAGCAUAGAUUCCACAAUGACAUUUACAAAUAACAUUUUGAGAGUAUAUUCAUGACUUUUAUUCAUGAUGUUUUUAGCAUUAUUAACAAAGUUCAGUCUUCUUGCCUGCAUUUAUGAGAUAUUUAUAGUUUAAAGACAGAUUUAUAUAGUUAUGUUUGUUAAAUUCUAUUUCUAUUUUAUUUUGAAGAUCAUUUUAUUCUAUUCCUAUUUAGUUUUACCUGUGCUGUGAAAGCAGUUGCAAAUAAAGCAAACUAUAUCUUGUUCAUUUCUACAUAGUUGCUGUCUCAAGAUUAUUAAAAAAAAAGAAUAUAUUUUCAGUCAUGUCUUCCUUUACUCUCCUAUGACCUUUUAAAACAACAGAGGUCGUCAAUCUUCCAUAUCAAAGUUUUUUUAAUGGGAUAAAAAAGCACUGUGAAACAAGAUUAAGCACCUGUGAUUUGGCUAAUAAUCUUGAAAAUAUUAAAAGAAAGAAGAAUUUAUUUUCUCUUUCCAAUGUCGAUGUAUAAAAAAAUCAGAAAAAAGAAUUCAUUAUGGACAUAUCUAAGGACAUAUAGCCUUGCUGACAGAGUUAAUAUUGAGACCAUUACUAAAGUAAUUUGAAGAUAUUCUGUCUUAUUGAUUUUUACAUAAAAACAGUACUGUUAAUUUGAAGCCAAGAUUUUAUUGCUUUUUGGAGCUGCUUUAUAGUUCAGGGGAAUUAAAAGUGAUGACAUCAUCUUAUAAGAAUUAAUUUGUUGUAACAAAACCCAAUGAUUUCAGACCUGUUAAUCUUUCAUUUGUAGAAACUUUCAGAUAUUUAGCUAUCAAUUUUAGAAGAAGAUUUAUUUUUCUUCUACCUAUUCCAUGACCAUAAAACUUAUCAUGGCAGAUAAAUCCAUGAACCAGUUUUGAUAUAGGCCAGUGAGUCAUUAAAGGUUAAGAGUGGAAAAUGAAUCUAAUAUUGCAGCCAACAUGCCUAAUUUUAUUUUUUUUAAUUGAAAGAAAAAGGAAUUUAGAAGUUAUUUUUGGCUUUUGUAGUUCAGUUAAAGUUGAAGUCUUUUAAGACAAAGUUUUGCAUUUUUUUUUAUUAUAUUAAAAAUCUCUAAUAUAAGCUUACUUGCUCCAAUAGUUUCCAGUAAAAAAAACAACAUUGAGAACAGCAAUCAAAAUGAAUUGGCUUUGUAAAAAAUGUGCAAAUCAAUACUUAAAACUUGAAUAUGAAAUAAUUUUAUUACAUUAAAACAUAACAUACAUUUGCUUUUUCUAAAACUAUUGAUCAGUAUUAAUUUCAGGAUAUUUAAAACUGAUUCUACACUGAUUGUUCUACACUUACAUAAACCAAACACAACAGGUAUUUUGAGCUGGCUGAUUAAACUUUUAUGAUGAUGAAUUAUUCUUUGUGAAGGAUUUUCAUAUAAUAGUUAUGGAUCUUUUAUUGUCUGUUUCAGAGAUGUUUUAUUACUUUCAAUUAGAAUUCAUCAAACUUUAAGGUUUCAAUAUAUGUGAUAUUUUGUUUUACCAAUGUUUUAUAAGCUUUAAUUUAUUUUCAAGAUUCAGUACACACAGUACUUCUAUAAACAUCUACUUUCAUAUUUAAUGUUUAUAUGUAGACCUUUUCAACCUCUUUUAAAUAUAUAUAUAUAAUUGUAAGGUUUUGAAGAAAAAAAACAAUAAUGCUUGAAUCUUGUUGGACAGAUAUAGUCAGUUUGUCAUAAUCAAAUCGCCUUUCCUUUUGAUAAUUUUAAACUUCAUACACAUAUACCAAAGAUUAAAAAGUAUAAAAUGUAAGCAUGAUAAUAAUUUCGAAACAUACAGAAAUAAAAUAUGCAAAAAAUAUUUUUUGUCAUGAUGUUAAAACUGCAAUUUUAGAUUGUUUAUCCUUUUGUGUAUCUUACAGUUUUAUGCUGUUAUCUACAAAUAAUACAGUUAGAGCAUGGCAGUGCCCUUUACUGAAUCUAGUCAUGUAAUAAACAGCAGAACAUACUGUUUUUGGGGGGACUACAAAGUUAAUGAUGUUAAAUUUUUGUCUUUUUUAUUCUUUCAGGUAAGUUAUUGUUGAAUAUAAAAUCUUUUAAGUAUAUUUCAAAGACCUAUAAAUCAAAGAUGCUUUUACCAAACUAUUAAAUCAUGAACUAACUUUGUUCCAAUUAUAAUAAUCUAUUUUCUUGAUACAAGAAUUGUUUGUUGUAAUCAUAUCCUUAUUAUUAUUUGAACUAUAUAGGUAAUGAGUAUAAAAGAAUAAGAAGGUAGUCAUCAGGGUAUAUUAUGCAACAUAACAACUAAGAGAAUAUAAUAAGGUUAUUAAAGUUUGCAUUUUUAAGGAAGAUGAAUACAGAUUUGAGAAGUAAUGAGACAGAUUUGUAUUUUAUAGAUCGUGGUAUCCAGCCCACAUCUUUGUUUUUAUCACUGUGUUACAUUAUUGUGAUUAAGGCUCAGAACAGCUUGUUAAUUCUCUUAUAUAUUUUAUGAAGUUUUACUGUUAACAGAUAUAUAUUUUUUCUUUCACUUUCUGGUGUACAUCUCAUAUAUUUAUCAAUAAAGGAUUUGAUGUAGUACAAUGUCACAAAUUUUAAAUGAAAAAUGAAGAAGAUGCAGUGAUUGAAUUGCCAACUUAUUCACCGGAAGAGCAUUUCCACAUGUAAAUACGCAUGGCUCUUGAUAAACCUCAGAAUUUAGGUUUAUUUGAGAAAAAAAGCUGCUUAUUAUUUAGAAAAGAUCGGAAGUUGAAUGAGGUUUGUACUUCAUCAUAUCCUUUUUACCAUCUAUGAAUGUUGUACUGUUGAUUGUAGUAGAGGUCAAAUAAAUCGUCAAUGCAAUCUGUA